Molecule: messenger RNA, 2257 nt
Organism: Amphimedon queenslandica
Lineage: Eukaryota; Metazoa; Porifera; Demospongiae; Haplosclerida; Niphatidae
Exons: 6
Coding region: 7-2199 (730 amino acids)
Source: RefSeq, a predicted model, not a curated record
CGAGGCAUGAUGCUUCUCUUGAUUUUCUUGUCUCUUGUUCUUAUUUCUUCAGCAUCUCCUCCAGACUGGUUGAUAGAAACGAUUGAAACAGAUGUGACCCUGACAUCACCAGAUAACUCUACUCUAGUCCUCUCCAAUGGAUUGGUUACCCGUCAGUUUCUCAUCAGUCCCAACUUUGGUACAGUUGAUUACAGGAGUGAGAGUGCUGGUAGAUCUCUCCUGCGUUACAUUGGAACAGAGGCUACUAUCACUCUAGAUGGACAACAGUAUAAUAUUGGAGGUUUGUCUGGUUCCUCUGGCACACAUGCUUAUCUUAAUCGUUCAUCUGUUCAAAUUGUGGCUGACCCUAAUGCUUUUCAAUAUACUGGGCACAGUCAGUCUGAUCCUACUGCUCCCUUCCACUGGGAACCUGGCAUUAGAUUCUCACCAAAAACUUCAAACUGGCCACCAAAGGGGCUUCACUUGCAAGUUGAUUUCAAAGCUCCUGCAAGCGUGAAGGUUCCAUCGCAUGGGCAGGUAUCAGUAUCACUCCAUUAUGAGCUCUAUCAAGGUGUACCAAUAAUGUCUAAAUGGAUGUCGGUCCAGUAUAGUAAUACAACACCAGUGGCUCCCAUUAAGAUUAACGCUCUCAAUGUGGAAUACCUUGCUGUGCAGAAACCAUAUGCACCCUGGAAUUAUGGCUCUAGUCCUCAUCCAUGGGACAUGGGUACCGGUAUGACAGGAUCAUGGCUAUACGUUGAGACUGAUCAAGCACAUGGGACUGUUGUACAGUUCAACAGUGACCCUGCAGUUGGGGCUAGUCCUGGAGCUAGUGAACCUCUUCUUGUCUGUACUUAUUAUCAAGGAGGACCAGGCGUUCUUAUGGCUAACGUACCAAAUGUUUCUUCAUAUCUUACCCAGUUUGAUAGUUUUAGAGUUCUUGAAUUAUUGACUGAUACAGAUGAUCGUGAAAGAGUUGCUUUGAGUAGGCACAGAAUGACGCGUCUUUUGGCUCCACACACUCAAGAAAACCCAAUCUUCUUUCAUGCUACUGACAACAGCCCAACAGGAUUUCAAAAUGGCGUAAACCAAAUGGUUGAUGUGGGCUUUGAAAUGUACAUAUACAGCUUUGGCAGUGGUUUUAAUAUGGAGAGUACAAGUAGUGACUAUAUAAAGCAGAUUAAAGCUAAUAUUGAUUAUGCUCAUUCAAAAGGAAUAGAAGUUGGAGGGUAUGAUUUAAUUUGUCUUGAGAAAGGACAUGGUGGGUAUGGAGGUAAUGUUGGUGAUCAGUGGGAUGCUAUUGACCCUUCUUCUCAAAAGCCAACUGCCAAUGCAUGCUUUGCAUCAGGAUGGUAUGACAAAAUAAGUGGAAUUAUGACUAAUUUCAUAAAUCAGACUGGGCUCUCAAUGGUCGAGACAGACGGGCCUUAUGGAGGAGAAACGUGUGCUUCUACUACUCACGACCACCACAUUGGGAAUGAUGAUUCCAUCUACUGGCAAACCAGACUACAAGGAGAGCUAUACAAGACGCUAAAGGACUCCAAUGUAUUCAUCAACCAGCCGGAUAAUUUCUUCUAUCAAGGAGGGAAUAAAGUUGGCAUGGGAUACAAUGAAAAUCAGUAUAGUUUACCAAGAAGACAAGAUCUCCUUGUCAGUAGACAAGGAAUGUAUGAUGAUACAUAUCACUUCAUCCCAACUCAAGGAUGGAUGUUUGUUCCUAUUGUUGAUUAUCAUGGUGGUGGUGCAGCAGCCAUGUUUGAGCCCCUUGAGACUAACAUCCUCGACUACGAAUGGGCUUUUGCUCAGUAUCUUGGAUAUGGCGUGGCUGCUUGCUAUCGUGGCAAUGUCCUUUAUGAUGGCCCCAAUUCUAAAGCAGUUGUGACAAAAUGGGUCUCAUUUUAUAAGAAAUAUCGUGAUAUUCUCAUCAGUGAUAUUGUUCAUGUAAGAAGACCUGACAUGCAAGAUAUUGAUGCUAUACUCCAUGUCAACCCAUUUAUUGAUAAUCGUGGUCUUGCUAUGGUCUACAAUCCAACUCUUUACACGCUGUCACGUAAUCUUACGCUCCCUCUGUAUUACACUGGAUUGAAAACAUCAGCAACGAUUUAUCAAGAAGGCCAAGAGCCAGGUCAAGCAUAUAAUCUGGAGCAAGACUACUCUGUCUCUCUUUCGCUGAAAAUGGAACCACAAACUAUUACAUGGUUUCUUAUAAAAGCUACUUAGCUGAUUUGUAAUAAUUGUAUUUUUGCUAGCUGCUUAAUGAAAAUGUUAUUAAUGUGCC